Molecule: messenger RNA, 5385 nt
Organism: Myripristis murdjan (pinecone soldierfish)
Lineage: Eukaryota; Metazoa; Chordata; Actinopteri; Holocentriformes; Holocentridae
Gene: rnf44
Product: ring finger protein 44
Exons: 11
Coding region: 558-1880 (440 amino acids)
Biological process (GO): protein ubiquitination
Molecular function (GO): ubiquitin protein ligase activity
Source: RefSeq, a predicted model, not a curated record
UCGUCAUAACAAUACUGUUCAAGGAGCAUACACGCGCCAAGGAAUGUUUUCAAUUAAACAUAAACUUAGCAUCUUGCUUGCUAGCUAACGUUAGCAUCUUUAACUUCCAACGGUGUGCGAGUUUCAUCUUCACUACCGCGUGAUUACGUACAGUUUUUUGCGGGUUGCUGAGGACAACGGAUACCCAAUGUAGUUGUUAGCUGGCUAAGUAGAAAAUAGUCAAUGUGAAGCUGGCGCUAGCAAGCUAAUAUCAGCUCUAAGGUUUCGGAAAGUCUGGGAAAUCCCAUCUGAGGAGAAGAGCAGCCCGAUAACAGUCGACAGUUAACUUGCGGAUGCUAACCGUUAACGCUACUUUCUGUCUGAUGUCUUCAGUCGGCUGCAAUCAAGGAUAACUUGAUGGGAAUCGACAUUUCCGAAGCUGAAACACCUGUCAUCCCAUCCUCUCACCGAACAAGCAAACUAGCCAAGAACGGUUAAGACAAUCAGAGGCAAAAUACAGGUGCCUCCACUGUACGGUUUCCUUUCCCAGAGCGUGACUCGUCUGCACGACGUCACCAAUGCGACCAUGGGAAAUAGCAGUAAAUAGGCUGCCACCAACAGCCCCCUUAAACCCCAGGAGGUUCCUUGGAGAGCCCUGCAACACCCCAGUGCAUCUCAGGAGAAGCCCACCAGUGAGACGCCAGUGGGGGAGACGAGACAGACCUGUACUGCACACUUCCCUAGUCCAGGAUGAGAGCUUCCAUCAUCUGCUUUUCUCCCAGCAUCAGCAACAGGUUCCUUUAGAUGAGUCCAGACAAUACAGCCACACCAGCACACCGCCACGCAUGCUUCACCCUGCUGCUCACCUGCCUCAGCAGAGCCCCAUUAUGGUGGAUCUACAUGACCAGAUGCACCAGGGAUCAGUUCCAAUAUCAUACACAGUUACGACGGUGACGACCCAUGGAUUUCCCAUCCACACCGGGCAGCCCCUACCAGGGUGCAACACUCAACAGCUCCCAGCAUGCUCGGUAAUGUUCAGCGGACAGCUCUCUCUGCUCUGCUGCCUUCCUCCUCCUCUCAUCCAGGCAUGCACCAUGCAGCAUAUGCCAGUGUCUUACCAAGCCUUUCCACCCCUGAUCUCCAGUGAGCAUUUUAUAUUGCACCCAAGCCCCUCUGUGCCCCCCCACCAGCCGCCGCACCUUACUCCUCUGAGCCAGUUUGUCCCUUUACAGCCUCAGCACCCACGCAUGCCUCUACAGAGGGUAGAGAAUGAAGUGGACCUUAGAGGGGACCAGCACCCAUUAGGGACCUUCUCUUACCCUCCCUCUCAUCACCCACCAGCGAUGCCUCCUUCUCUGCCCCUACAGUAUCUUCCUCAAGAGCCUCUGCAUCAGGAGCUGCCCUUUGGAGUGCCAUAUCCCCACAUGCUGCCCCGGCGAGUGAGUGGGCAGAGAUACCGGUUACAGCAACCCCUGCCCCCUCCACCACCCCCUCCAUCCUACUACCCAGGCUUCCUCCCUUAUUUCCUGUCAAUGCUUCCUGUGCCUCCAACGGCAGUGGGCCCAGCCAUCAGUCUCGACUUGGAUGUGGACGAUGUGGAGAUGGAGAACUAUGAGGCACUGUUAAAUCUGGCAGAAAGGUUGGGUGAAGCAAAACCACGUGGACUCACCAAGGCAGAUAUAGAGCAACUUCCGUCCUACAGAUUUAACUCAGAAAAUCAUCUAUCCGAACAAACUCUGUGUGUUGUGUGCUUUAGUGACUUUGAGUGUAGGCAGCUACUUCGGGUAUUACCUUGUAACCAUGAAUUCCAUGCCAAGUGUGUGGACAAAUGGUUAAAGACCAAUCGCACUUGUCCUAUCUGCCGAGCCGAUGCAUCGGACGUACACCGGGAGGUGGAGUGAGAACAUUCUCGGAGUGCUUGACUGGAAAGCUGCGCACACCAGAGUCUGUCCCAAAGCUGGGGACACCUGCCACCUAACCUGCGUCCUCCAGUAAAUAUAGCUUACCAAUCCACUACUUCUGCCCCUACCUAAAUAAUAAGCAAUCCAGGAUUGUUUCUGGAGCCUGUCGUACCUCUGCUGUGCUUCAUUGUCCGAGUCUCAUGAAACCCACUGCCUAUUGCAGCUUCUAGCCAGAGUUCUGGGAUCGCCAGCCACUUCUUUCUCUGCCCCCUUGUUGCAGAUUCCAAAGAUUUUCCCUACAAUGCAUUGUUUGCUGCUUUUGUUUACAGGGUUUCAUUUUUAUCUAGCGGUUUUGGUUGUGGUGUUCAUGAAUAGAGGGAGUCCUGCAUUGGGAGAGGAUAGAGGUGAGUCGGGGGCCUAGUGGAUGAUAGGCUGGACACCUUGUGCAAUUAGCAGAAAAUUAAUAGAAAUACUUCAACAUGGGUAUCUGUUUGGAGGCAAAGCCUGACCAUCAUAGAUGCAUGUUUGUGUAGGUGUUGGGCAAAGUGACUUGUUAAUAAUGUAUGUUUUGCAAUAAUGUAUUGAUCAUUUCAAUAGUUUACCCCUUUCCGUUUUAGAUUUGCCAAUGCUAUUGUGAAAGUGUGACUUGCUGUGGUUAAAUACUGAUUCUGUUAAGCCUGAGGUUAUGGACUGCAAAUGACGGGACAUGCACCUGUGGGGUCUCGUCUACCCCUGCUACUCCACUCUGGAACACAGAUCUGGAUGAAAGCAGUCAUGGAUUUAUGGAUGGAAAGAGGAAACAAGUGGAGUUGAGUACGGCGGUGAGGUAGAAAUUUUCUUUGAGGGGGGCACUUGCUUGCUCAACAAAGUAAGUGAAGGGGGCAGAGGACUGCUACUUUUCGAGUUCAUCUGGCAUAACUGCACAAGUGCUACAUCCAUCCUCCACAUCAGCAUUGUCCCUCUGGCAAGUUUGUACGCGCGUGUGCAUAUUGUGUGUGUAUGUGUGUCCUGUUCACAGAGCCGAUGCAUUGUGUAACCACUGGAUACAGGGCAGCAUGCUAGGAUUUGCAUGGACUGUUGAUUCAGACUAGCAAUAUUUUAAUCAAGCAUUGCCACCAAAUUUAUCAAAUUCAAGAAAAAGAAAAGACAAAGAAGCAUAAUAAAAGAACUGCUUGCUUAUUCAGAAAGCGCCAUGAGGGAAGGCUAGCAUGUGGUUCCACCUUGACAGUAGUUAAGGAUGGGAGUCCUCAUCUGAAGGAGACGCUGAUGCCGGAGAGUUCUGGAGGCCUGUGCAGAAAGCAAUAUGUGCAGUGAGUGGCGAGUUUUAAAUGAACAUUUUCUUCCCCUUUUAGGAAGAAUGGGCUUUUUAUUUCUUUGUUUGUGAGCCAAAUAUCCAGUAUACAGAUAUAGCCUACUGUUCAAGAUUUCAGAUCUGCCUUCUUAUGACCUUGACAAGCACAAACCUAUUAACUAAUCUUUAAAAAAAAAAUCCUUUGUCAUUUCCACUUGUUUUAAAAGUAUGCCGUUUUUAAAAGGUGUUUAUUUAUUGGUUUUAUCCUCUAGAGAAAAUACAGUGAAGGAAACAGUUGGAGCACUAACAUUGUUUGUGUAUGGUAUGUGUUAUAUUCUGGCAACUUGGUCAGGUCAUUGUCUUAGGCCAUGGUAAUGGUGUUGUAAAAGAGAAACUGUAUGUAUAGCUUCAGUGUGAAUGCUUUUAGAUAAAAGUUUGAAGACAAAAGAAUGUUGCAAACCCUUGUAGAAGUCACUGGUGACACUCCACCAUAUAUGCCAGCUGUGUGUAUCCCACAGUGAUCAGGAAGGGAUUCAGAUGACCCGGUCAGAGCUGGAGUGUUCAGUAGUGUAGAUACACUGUUAGACUUCUAGUUCCCUGCUUGUGUUCACACUAAAAAUAGGAUAUAUUUGGGGCGGGUUGGGGGGCAUAAAAAGACAAAACAAAUCAACUUUUGCUCUGGAUUCACUCCUGUUGAUAACUGCCCCAGUAAGCACUAAUAGGCAGUUAUAACCCUUGCUUUCAUGUGUAAAGGGAUCUUGCCUUUUUCUUUUUUUCUUUCUUUUUUUUUUUUUAAAGUGAAUGUGAGUCUUUGACGUGUGUGCCACCUUCAAGAAAAAAAAAGCCAUUUAAUGAGUUAAACCCACAGCUUUGAGAAUUAACCUAUGUGUACAUAUCUAUUCGCUGGCAUAUAUUGUAAGUUAAAAAAAAAAAUCACUCAGGGCCUCUCGGUAUAUAAAAAUAAAGGAAAACAGUCCAUUUCAAAUGGAAAGGACGCCAUGAAAGGGGUAUAUUUGAAUUUAGUUGGUUGUUUUCCUCAGACCAUGAAUAAUUUAAUGUAAUCAAUUCUAAUAUUCUGUUUUGUCAGUAGUAGAUAUUACAUCAUUUAAAGACAGGCAUGCAAGAAAAAAAGAUCAGUAAAGAUGUUAUGAAUAUUCACAGAAAAGAGGCAAUGUGUACACUGCAACUCAUUACAAGUGUAUUAUUCAAACCUGUUUAACUUUUGUUCUUGUACUCGAACCACAUGUUCAAACAUAGCGGUUGUGAUCCCAUUUCUAAAUGUGCCGUGGUGCACACUAUCCUACCUAAGUCACUUCCAAAACUACUUCAAAGGUGUUUGCAUGACUUAAAAAAAUAAAAACAAGUAAAACAAGCGUGUUAUAAGUGGAGGAUAUCUAGAAACCUGGUGGGGACCUAUUUAAUGGUGCACAAUAUGCAUGCUUGUCGACCAGAUCCCAACUGAUUUUUAGCUCUAGUUGGCUUUGGGUUAUGGGGGUUUGGAUCUUAAUGCUCAGCUGAUAACUGCCAUGCAUUGUACUGCACACAUUUGUAAUAGAACUGAAUGACUACAAGAUUUUAUUGCGCUAACUUCAUUUUAUAGGAGAAAAAAAAAACACUGAAAAAAAAAAAAAAUACUGGUCUUGAACCCAGGAUUUGAAAAUUCUUGAAUACAUUGUGUUAUUGUUAUUGCCCUAAUGACUGAAAAUUACAUGCUCUGAAACUACUGUAGUUUAUCAAAAGCCAUAGUGAAAAGGUGCUAGAUGUUCUGCUUUAGGUAUGAUAACUUUCACUUGCGUGAAUGCAAUAGUCUGUCAUGGAUCCCAUGUAUUAUUAAAGCAUGUUAUACUAAUACCCCUAAACAAUGUCAGUGAAAAUCAAUAUAGUUUAAGGAAUAAAAAAAAAUAAUAAAUAAAAUGUUGUCAUACUUAUUUCAGUGUAGUACUGUAUCUGCCUAUCGGGCUCUUGCUCUCAGUGUAUCAGUAUCUUAAAAUGUAUUGUUCACAUCUAGAUACCUUAAUUCACUUAAAUUUUUAGCACUAUUAUUUUGGGAGUAAGUAUUUGAUUGACAGUAUCCAGCUACCCUGUUAAAUACAAUGAAAAGAGAACCUCCCAUUAAGUCCUAAGUACUCACAAAUUAAAAAAAAAAAAAAAAAAAAGACAACUGAGAAUAGAGUCUUGUAGUCUUUCUGUUAAAAGAUUUAUCGAAUAAUCUCA